This is a messenger RNA of Hypanus sabinus (Atlantic stingray), 3722 nucleotides long. RefSeq lists its product as uncharacterized. The record is from RefSeq and is a predicted model, not a curated record. The transcript has 14 exons. Gene Ontology annotation, cellular component: cell division site; microtubule cytoskeleton; septin ring. Gene Ontology annotation, molecular function: GTP binding; GTPase activity; molecular adaptor activity. Gene Ontology annotation, biological process: cell division; cytoskeleton-dependent cytokinesis; regulation of exocytosis. The coding region runs from base 204 to 1259 and encodes 351 amino acids. NCBI's taxonomy places the organism in Eukaryota, Metazoa, Chordata, Chondrichthyes, Myliobatiformes, Dasyatidae.
GGAUGUCGGAGGAGCUCUGGGCGCGCUGCCUGAUGGGAUACUGGCAGAGUGUCUGCAGGCGGGCGAGAAUGAUUGAUCCGUGUGAGGCCUGAGGAAAGAGAGCUGGAGGCAUAAGUGUCACUGAGGGAAACUGUGCACCGGAUUGUCAUUGGUGAGUUGAGAAGCAGAAUUGGAGAUUUUGAGCUGUGAAGUUAAACGCCAGCAUGUCAACAGAAAAGGCAAAGUUUCCAGAUGUUGCUGGAUAUGUGGGAUUUGCAAACCUGCCCAACCAGGUCCACAGGAAGUCUGUGAAGAAAGGGUUUGAAUUCACCCUAAUGGUAGUUGGUGAGUCUGGUCUUGGGAAGUCUACAUUAAUCAACAGCCUGUUCCUGACUGACCUCUACCCUGAACGCUACGUACCUGGGGCUGCAGAGAAGAUUGAAAGAACUGUACAAAUUGAAGCCUCAACGGUGGAAAUUGAGGAGCGAGGAGUCAAACUACGCCUAACAGUUGUAGACACCCCAGGAUAUGGUGAUGCUAUUAAUAGUCAAGAUUGCUUCAGGCCUAUCAUUCAGUACAUUGACAAUCAGUUUGAACGAUACCUUCAUGAUGAGAGUGGCUUGAACAGACGCCAUAUAAUAGACAAUCGAGUACACUGCUGUUUCUACUUCAUUUCUCCUUUUGGCCAUGGCCUGAAACCACUGGAUGUUGAAUUUAUGAAGGCCAUUCACAGCAAAGUAAACAUUGUACCUGUGAUUGCUAAGGCAGACACACUAACAUUGAAGGAACGAGAAAGACUGAAGCGAAGAAUACUGGAAGAGAUCACUGAGCAUGGUAUCAGAAUUUACCAACUGCCAGAUGCUGACUCUGAUGAGGAUGAGGAGUUCAAGGAGCAAACCAUGAUUCUAAAGGCUAGUGUUCCCUUUGCUGUGAUUGGGUCCAACCAACUGAUUGAGGUGAAAGGCAAAAAGAUCAGAGGUCGCUUGUACCCAUGGGGUGUGGUUGAAGUGGAGAAUCCAGAACAUAAUGAUUUUCUUAAGCUACGCACAAUGCUGGUCACACACAUGCAGGAUCUGCAGGAAGUCACCCAGGAUCUGCACUAUGAGAAUUUCCGUUCUGAGCGGCUGAAGCGUGUUGGCAGGAAUGUGGAAGAUGAAACGGUUGACAAGGACAAGAUGCUGUUGCAGAAGGAAGCAGAGUUGCGUCGAAUGCAAGAAAUGAUUGCUCAGAUGCAGGCACAGAUGCGAAUGAAGCCUGCAGAUAAUGGAGAUGGACUGUGAGUGAUGAACUAGUUCUACUCUUAUUUGCAGGGAUGGAAAAUGAUGUGUCCCAUGGUUGCAAACACUCUUUAUAUCUCAGAUGCAAUACUGAUUCUGUAGUGAAGCUGAAGAGGAGACGGCCUUUACAAACCUUGCAUGGAAUUUUGGUAUCACUUUACUGUAAUCACAGAUAUAUUUUCUACCCUCCUGUUUGUACUGGUAUUACUUGAUUACAAUGGGAAUCUUUAUACGGUUUUUAUAUAGUUUGUAAACCUUUAUGUAUUAUGGAUGCACAUUUUUGAGCUUUCACAGGCAUAUAAUCCUUUUCUUCCAAGUGGCAGAUUUUGGUGCCUAUCACAGCUCCUGUCAACAUCAGAGAUACGGUCAUUAAUGAAGAGAAGGAAAAGCCAGCAGAGUUGCCCAAUUGAAGCCCCAAUGGCAUUCCAUUGAAAAAAAAAUUGGUACAUGAAACCCUUUUUUAAUUUGACAACCAUGUAAAAAUAUGCUGCUGACAGCGUUCCAAUGUGUUAGUGAAUCAAGCACUAUGAUUGUUUUUCAAUUCUGUGUGUUGGCACAGUUACUUAGUGUCACAUGGCAUUCUUGCUGACAAGUUCCUUGAUAACGGUUAAUGGUGAUAAUUACUUUGUCAUAUUUUAAAGCUUGAUGAAGGGCUGAAAUAAACUUAUAGUUACCUGUUUACUUUGUAGUCUGCAGCAGAUGCAGCUAAAUUGCUUACUUAUUAAUCUGUGGUAGACUCUGAUAAUCCUAGAGGUUUUCAGCAUGAAGUAACUUGGGGUUUCAUGCCAACAAAUGUAUUACUAUACAAAAUUCCUUAAGUUGAAACUCGAAACACUAAAACGAAACCUUGUAAACCAGUGUUUUAAAAAAGUGAGUCUCAGACGUGCCCGAGAUUUUUUUAAACAUGGUGCAAUGUAGCAUGUUGAAGAAUAACUGUACUGAUAUUAGAAUUUCAUAUAUUUAUUAUAUGUAUAUUCUUAGUCAUGUGUUUGCACAUUUUUGGUAUCCUUAGGAUUUUGAAAUCAUGAGAUGUACUGUAUAAGUACAGGUUCUUCAUAAUUCAAUUGAUGGUAGUUUUGCACAUUAGUCAAAAAUUUGGGGUUCAAGUUCAUCUCAAGGACCAAGUACACCAUCUAUUGCUGAUGAUCAGUGCUGGACUAAAGAUGUACAGAAUUUUGGAGUUACUGAUAUUUGGAUUGAAUUUUGAUCUUUGGUAACUCAGGUAGAUGUUCUCACUCUCUUUGCUCUUUGACUGUUCAGUCAAAGUUAAAUAACACUUGACAGUAACUGAUGAUAUGUUAACUUACCUUGCUCCAAUUUACAAGACUGUGCAGCAUUAAAAGGACCUGAAUUUUGUUUACGUAACUCCAAUAUAACAAACUGUGCAGGAAACUCAGAGGUAUUUACAAGUUCUACAUACAUAUGUCUUUUGAGCUGCAUGCUAAGAUGGGCCACUGAUAUUCCUUAUUGGAAUUGCUGCAGAUCAUUCCAGGCAGAUGUUUUUUUUUGCAAAUCACAUACUGCAAAUCCAAGCAUAAUUCAUUAAUUUUAAUUCUGGAUCUAUUUUAAAUCUACAAAACUAUGAACAGUUAAUUAAUGCUGUUUUAAUUGAGGCAGUAAGGAUAAGUUUAAAUUUGAUUAAUUGCAUAAACAUGGAUCCUAUAUUUAAAAAUUAAAUAUAUCAAAUUUACUGCUCUUUCAGAGAAACUAAAAUAUGCCAAUUAUAACUCCAAUCUUUCCAUUUUAAUCUUAAUUAGUAUUUGAAUGGUUAGGUAAGGUUUUUUUUGGGGUGCAAGCAUUAGUUUGCAGCAAUGUAGCAACAACGUGUAGUUUAUUUUAAAUGACUGACUUAAAUUAUAUGACCUGAUCAGAGUCUUAAGUAGGUGUCUGAAAAUGGGGAACCUGCAUUCCUUGAGAAACUCUAUCACCAGGUCACCUGUUAGAUCUACAGUUUUGAAAUCGGAAACAUUUAAGAGUGCUAAAAGCUUGAUAUGAUCUUCAGGGACUGACAGACUAAAUGGCAUUGUUGCCCUUGUGGUUCCCCAUUUUCAGAAAACUCCCCACCUGAGUAUGAUUAAAAUACUUCAUGGCACCAAUGUUCCUGGAAAUGUAUGUGCUCACUGUUUUGUUGUGCAUAAUAUCGCUGCGAUCUUUUGUAUAACUUGCUCAUGUUAUUGAUGAAGUUGCAUUUGAUUACACCAAAAGGAAGAAUCUUGGUGCUUGGAUCAGUGUUUCUCAUAUUGUUUACAAAGCCAGUUACUGUUCUGUUGACCAAAUUGCCUUAAGACUGACUUCAAAUUUUCUAGGGAAGUGGGACUCUUUUUGUUUUUGGUUAAAUGCCAAUAAUCUGCCACGAGGAGCUUUUGUUAGUUAUUCCAGACAUAAUCAUAUAAUGCUUUUAUCUUUGUACACUGCAUUUGUUUUUAUAUCAAGUAGUCAGCAAUAAACUGUACAGGAAUGAAUUAA